AUGCGCCGGUGGAGUCGGGGUGGCGCUGUGCUGUUCGUGGAUGGUGUUUCGGGGUGUUUCGGGGUGUUUCGGGGUGAGCGCUGCCUCCUGGGCGUGACCUUGCCGUGGAGGACGGUGGGUUUGUGCUUCCUGAGCCUGAGUAAACGGAGACGGAGUUGCGCGGCGGCGGGUGAGCGGCGGCUGUGUGAGGGAACCGACCACAAGCUCAGCACCCUCUCGGACCCGGACCAGCACUACCACACCCUGCGCAAGUUCUACGAGAACUGUGAGGUGGUGAUGGGGAACCUGGAGAUCACCAGCAUCGAGCGCAACCGCAACCUCAGCUUCCUCAAGUCGAUCCGGGAGGUGACGGGUUACGUCCUGGUGGCUCUGAACCAGUUUGAUUAUCUGCCGCUGGAGAACCUGCGCAUCAUCCGCGGCUCCAAACUCUACGAGGAUCGUUACGCCCUCGCCAUCUUCCUCAACUACAGGAGAGACGGUUACUACGGUCUGCGCCAGCUCGGCCUGAAGAACCUCACCGAAAUCCUGAACGGCGGCGUGUACGUGGACCAGAACAAGUUCCUGUGCCACGCAGAUACCAUCCACUGGCAGGACGUGGUGAAGAACCCUCGCGCCGAACUGCUGGUGGUGCCGUCCAACAACACCGGCGGUUCAUGUAGACGAUGCCAUCGGUCCUGUAACGGGCGCUGCUGGGGUCACCAGGAGGAUCAGUGCCAGAUCUUGACGAAGACGGUGUGCGCUGAGCAGUGUGACGGUCGCUGUUUCGGUCCGUACGUGGGCGACUGUUGUCACCGCGAGUGUGCCGGAGGAUGUUCGGGACCCAGGAACACCGACUGCUUUGCCUGCACCCACUACAACGACAGUGGCGCCUGUGUGACCCAGUGUCCUCAACCCUUCAUCUACAACUCCACAAGUUUCCAACUAGAGCACAACCCCAACGCCAAGUACACGUACGGCUCCUUCUGCGUCAAGAAAUGUCCACAUAACUUUGUGGUGGACCACAGCUCCUGCGUCCGGGCGUGUCCCAGUAACAAGAUGGAGGUGGAGGAGAACGGCGUCAGGAUGUGCCUCCCCUGCACCGAUAUCUGCCCCAAAGUGUGUGAUGGGAUUGGAACCGGCAACCUUCAGGCGUCUCAGACUGUGGACUCCAGCAACAUCGACAAGUUCAUCAACUGCACCAAGAUCAACGGGAACCUGAUCUUCCUCGUUACUGGAAUCAAGGGAGACAUGUACCACGGCAUCGCCGCGCUGGAUCCUGAACGUCUGAACGUCUUCCGCACCGUCAAGGAGAUCACAGGCUACCUGAACAUCCAGUCAUGGCCGGAGAACAUGAUAAACUUCGGCGUCUUCUCCAACCUCGCCACCAUCAGCGGGAGAACCCUGUACAGCGGGAUCUCCCUGCUGAUCCUGAAGCAGCGCUGGAUCACGUCCCUGAGCUUGUCAUCCCUGCAGGAGAUCGGCGCCGGAAACGUUUACAUCAGCAACAACAGCCAGCUCUGUUUCUACCACACGCUGAACUGGACCAAACUCUUCCGCUCCGGGGGCCAGAAGGUCCUGCUGAAGAACAACAAGGAGCCGCGGCAGUGCAUUCAGGAGCAGCUGGUGUGUGAUAAGCUGUGUUCAGGAGCAGGAUGUUGGGGUCCUGGUCCUGAUCAAUGUGUGUCCUGUAGGUACUUCGGUCGGGGCAGAAAAUGUGUGAAGUCCUGCAACCUUUACCACGGAGAUGUCCGUGAGUUUGUGAACGGUUCUGUCUGUUUGAAAUGUGACAGCGAGUGUGAGAAAGCCGGAGAUUCCACGCUGACCUGCCACGGCCCGGGUCCAGAUCAGUGCACCAAGUGUCUUCACCUGAAGGACGGUCCGAACUGCGUGAGGAAAUGUCCGAACGGCCUGCAGGGGGUCGACAGCUUCAUCUUUAAAUACGCCGAGGCUAACAAUGAGUGCCGGCCCUGCCAUCCCUACUGCACCCAGGGGUGCACUGGAUCCCACAUCCAAGAAUGCAUUGGAUUCCUGGACAGGACCCCCCUGAUCGUGGCGGGAAUGAUAGUGGCGCUGUUUCUGAUCGUCAUCAUCGCGCUGGGCAUGGCCAUUUUUGCUCGGCGCAGAAGAAUCAAGAAGAAACGAGCCCUGCGACGAUUCCUGGACACCGAGCUGCUGGAACCCUUGACGGCGGGUGGAACAGUGACUCCGGCUCAGCUCCGCUUACUGAAGGAAUCAGAGCUGAAGAGGAUUAAGGUUCUGGGUUCUGGAAGCUUCUGUACAGUCUAUAAGGGCGUUUGGGCCCCUGAGGGUGAAAGUGUGAAGAUCCCGGUGGCCAUCAAGAUCCUCAGUGAAAGUUCUGGGGCCAAAGCCAACGCCAAGUUCAUGGACGAGGUGCUGUUGAUGGCCAGCAUGGACCACCCUCACCUGGUGCGUCUGCUCGGGGUGUGUGUGACCCCCAACGUGCAGUUGGUGACUCAGCUUAUGCCCCAUGGUUCCCUUCUCAGCUACGUUCAGGAGAACAAGGACAACGUCGGCUCUCAGCUGCUGCUCAACUGGUGUUUACAGAUUGCCAAGGGUAUGAUGUACCUGGAGGAGAGGAGGCUGGUCCACAGGAACCUGGCUGCACGUAACAUUCGGGUCAAAUCCCCCAACCACGUGAAGAUCGCUGACUUCGGAUUGGCUCGGCUUCUGGACACCGAUGAGAUGGAGGGCGGCGUGGACGGAGGGAAGAUGCCCGUCAAGUGGAUGGCGCUGGAGUGCAUUCACUACCGGAGGUUCAGCCACCAGAGCGACGUGUGGAGCUUCGGCGUGGCCGUCUGGGAGCUGAUGACGUUCGGAGGGAAGCCGUAUGACGGGAUUCCUGCCCGCGACAUCCCGGACAUUCUGGAGAAGGGUGAACGUCUACCUCAACCCCCCGCGUGCACCAUCGACGUCUACAUGGUCAUGGUGAAAUGCUGGAUGAUCGACGCCGACAGUCGUCCCAGAUUCAAAGCGCUGGCGGCCGAGUUCUGCAGGAUGGCCAGAGACCCUCAGAGAUACCUGGUCAUCAAGGGCGACGAGUGCAUGAAGCUGCCCAGUCCCGACCACGCCAAAUUCUUCCAGAACCUUUUGGACCAGGACGAUCUGGACGACCUGAUGGACGCUGAGGAGUUUCUGAGCCAGUUUCAGCACCAUGGAGGGGUUCGGAGCACAAAACAGGUACCGGAGAUCUGCUCCCUGGUGCCCUCCGGCUCCACACGGGGCACCUCGGUGCCGGUCAAACCCCAGCAGGCGUCGCUCGGCUCCCAGGCCUAUAACGGCAACCUGCAGAAGCAGGGCGGCACCGGGUUCGGUGAGGAGAGCGCCGGUGAGUUCCUGAGAGACAGAACAGCCAGAGGAGGCGGCAUGGACGACGAAUACGCCGAACCCAGGAGGAGCAGGAGUUCCUCAGAUCAUCUCAGUCCUGUUGAGGAGAACCCGUUUGUGGCACCAAGAAAAAACGAUGAGAUUCAAGCACUGGACAACCUGGGCUACCACGGCACCCUGGACGGGCACCCGAAAGUCGAGAAGAAGGACAGUAACGAACCCGUUUAUCUCAAUACCUACCACAACAAACCCAGCAUGGGCAAAGUCAUCCUGAAGAAACCGGAAGCUUCCGUCCCGUCGCAGAUGACCGCGGCGCCCGGCGGCACCGUCAGCCACGUUCCUAUAACCGCGCAUUCAGGGCGGCCGCACGGUGCCAACCAAGGAGCACACGUCCAUUUCGCAGUUCCACCCGUUCAGUAUCCUCAGAGUGGACCGGCGGUGCAUUUGCCCCAAGGGUUUCACGUCGGUCACCUCAGCAAGUCGGCUCAGCAUCCCGACAACCUGCAGGUCCUCCCGGGUCCCGCGGACGCUCACAAAGCUGCGGUGGCGGUCAAGACGAGCCUGCCGGGUCACCCGGUGCCCUCGAGCGCCGCCACCCAGCCGGCUCAUACCGGGAUCAUAAUGGUGGAGCAGAAGUACUGGAGGGCGUCUGAUAACCCCGAGUACUGGCAGCGCAGUCUUCCUCUGAGAGCCUCGCAGGGAAACCCUCAAAGCUCCCUGCAGAGCCUCCACACCAGCCUGUACAAGCAGAGCGCCCGCAUCCGGUCCGCGCUGGCAGAGGGCGCCGAGUACACGCCCGAGUCUGAAGCCAUGAAGCUGGCGCCGGUCCUCCCUCCUCCGCCGUACCGCCACAGGAACACCGUGGUGUAACGUCCCGGUCGUACGUGUUCGACCGAGCCUGAUUCCUCCGACCAGCCGGACGCUCCAGUCUCCUUCUCCUGACCAGUUCCGGAAUACCGAUCCGUCCAAGUGCCUUAACCUUCGCUCCGAGGUCCGGAUUUAGGACACAGAUCCUAAAUUCCUUCCUUCCUACGUCUAUUCGCUCCUUCUUUCACUUCUCGGUCUUUAUUAUCCGUCUUGGGAACGCUUGCGUGCGCGGUCGGAAUAUACGGGACGCCCGGUCACACCGGUGGUGAUUUUUAUAGAUCCGGGUCGCCACAGUUUUCUACGAACACCUCACAACAGCGACUGUGAUUUUAUUUCCUUCCUUCUUAGCCAAGAUUUUUAUUUCUAGGACGUUUAUUUGGUCUGUCGGGCCGCCCGUACCGCGGCUCAUGUCGUGUACCUGUACAGACUCUUGAUAUUAACAAGUUACCACGUUUAUCCCAGGAGUAUCUGAAGAUUCAUCUCAUCUCAGUAAACCACGUUCGGCGAGAUACGCAUGUUCCAGAGUUAAAAUAAAAUACAAAAAAAAAAACAGCCCAACAUUUUUAUUGACUUCAGUGGAAGUGUUUCCUCGUUACUUCGUACUGUUUUAUAUUUUUCCUGCUUACAAACGUUGUGUUUACUUUUAUUCUUCUGUCCCGAUUAUUAACCGUCAGGAAGAAUAACCCCCAUGUCACGUCUCACCCUGAAUAUUUAGUAUUUAUCACGUUCUUGUCUGCCGGGGGUCGUCAGUCCUGAUGAAGUUUAUUUAAAAAUCCUAACAAAGUUUUAUAGUUGAAAAUACCAAACCCCAAACCUGAAGAGCAUUUCUACAACCCCAAAUCAGAAAAAGUUGGGACAGUAUGGAAAA
This is a messenger RNA of Trichomycterus rosablanca, 5059 nucleotides long. Its product is annotated as receptor tyrosine-protein kinase erbB-4-like. Gene Ontology annotation, cellular component: basal plasma membrane; signaling receptor complex; plasma membrane. Gene Ontology annotation, biological process: negative regulation of apoptotic process; cell surface receptor protein tyrosine kinase signaling pathway; positive regulation of kinase activity. Lineage: Eukaryota; Metazoa; Chordata; Actinopteri; Siluriformes; Trichomycteridae. The transcript has 28 exons. Bases 1 to 4194 code for a protein of 1397 amino acids. The record is from RefSeq and is a predicted model, not a curated record. Gene Ontology annotation, molecular function: epidermal growth factor receptor binding; ATP binding; transmembrane receptor protein tyrosine kinase activity.